Molecule: messenger RNA, 1807 nt
Organism: Actinia tenebrosa (Australian red waratah sea anemone)
Lineage: Eukaryota; Metazoa; Cnidaria; Anthozoa; Actiniaria; Actiniidae
Source: RefSeq, a predicted model, not a curated record
CUUGUUGCUAUGGAGUUCAUAUUUGGGUUCGGCGCCCCCUUAAUAGCUGCGAAAUUCMCAAAAGUCGGCGAUUUUGUACAUUUCAUAAAAAUGUUGACCCAAAGUCAAACACCAAAUAUUCAAAACCAACUUAUUCUUGAAAACCCAAACACCACCGAAUCAUAUUAUUCCCUUUGCAACUUUAAAGAAAGACAAGAAUCUUUGGCUGUUGAAAAACUACGAGGUUUUGAUGAAAUUUCCAAAUCCAAAGCCCUUUACCAAAAGUUUUUCGGGUUUUCUUCAUGGACRAGACAAAAACCUGUGGGCUUAGAAAGCCAGCAUGAAGAUCUACAAGAAGGAGAAGAUGGUAUUUCUCUUCUUUAUAAGAAGUUAAGCUUAGAAGACGAUAGUGUUGGUCAAAAAAGAAGAGGUAAUAGCUACCUGUCAGGAUGGGAAGUCUGUGGUGAUGAACCCCAUCACAAAGUUGAAUAUUUGAAARGAAAAUUGAUGUGGAAAGAUAGUUCUUUUACAAGAAAAACAGAAAGCAAAAACGAAUCUUUCGUCAACUCAGGUGCAUAUAAUCCAAGCAAGAAGGAAGCUUUUGUUCAAUACAAGUCUCGGAAAUGCGAAUUUGUGGAGCCGAAAGCAACAAAAAAAGAUGAUGUCCAGCCAAGCCCAAGGGAAGAAAUCCCUCGCCAACACUAUACACACCGUGCUACCUCUCCACACAAAACCAUCAAGUUUCAUCAAUUCUCUAAUACCAAUGACUACAUYAAAUAUUAUAGAGACAAUGUCACUCAUACUAGCAUCAGGCAACACUUUUUCAAUUAUGUGGAAGGAAAAACCAGUAAAAUAAGGCCUCAAACAUUUCCUUUUGGGAGGAAAAUAAAAUCACAGGCCAAAAGGGAAUCGCCUGCAAAGAUCUACAGGUUGCAUAUUUCGGAUAAAGCAAGUUUUGGUAUAUUAAAAGUAGGKCCAUGCCCCAGCUUUAAUCUGAAGACAUCUCCGAAGAAAUCCGCCGGAGAAAACGAAGCAAGCAACUCAAUAACAGAUGCCGAAAAAAGGAAAGGACUGACCAAAGAUAUUGAUUAUCUGAUGGCCAAUGCAAGCCGACUGUUGAGCGAUCAGUCAUUUUAUUCUUCAUAUAACAGGAAAGGAACCAAAACAAGAGAGAGUUAUCCCAUUCCUACUGCUAAUACUACAGACUUCGAUGAAGUCCAACAGAUUGGAUGCGAAGAUGCGAUAGCUACCGCUAACGAUGAUGAUGUGAAAGUGAAGAAAGUAGGGCUACGAGUGAACAAGACCUUAGCACCAAGGUUACGUGCUAAAAGAAAGGCUACUAAAUUGAAUAAACCUAAGCAGAAUCACCAGACAGCAGGGGCAAACAAGGCGAAACAAGCAAAGAGUAGUCAACGUGCCUGCAAUUUCUCUACAUCUUCUGGCAACACAUUGGGUGACAAAGAGUUUCUCCGCAUCACCAAGCCAAAGGUAAUAGGUAUUAACCCAGCAAGUCAGAAAGGAAGUCAUGCUAUAUUCAACAGCCCACCCAGUCAUGACUCAUUAGAGGCAUCAGUAGCACUGUAUCCAUGGGUUGAUGAUGAGGGAAGAAUACCUAGAGGAAGACUCAUUGAAACUAACCACAUCAUCAAUCGAAACCUUCUGAAAAGUCGACUUCCUGAAAAAGGUUUUCAAGUGUGUAUUACUCCAAGUAGUUAUCCCAAGAGUACGGUUGGGCUGACGAUGAAGAUGAAAGCUGAAGAACAAGUAGAUGAUAUUUCUACACAACUGUAAGAAAAGGUUACUUAACAGUGGGUGCUUACAGACAGCC